Molecule: messenger RNA, 725 nt
Organism: Dendronephthya gigantea
Lineage: Eukaryota; Metazoa; Cnidaria; Anthozoa; Malacalcyonacea; Nephtheidae
Product: E3 ubiquitin-protein ligase RNF114-like
Exons: 6
Coding region: 72-707 (211 amino acids)
Biological process (GO): protein polyubiquitination; ubiquitin-dependent protein catabolic process
Molecular function (GO): ubiquitin protein ligase activity
Source: RefSeq, a predicted model, not a curated record
UAAAUUCAUAUGGACCACAAUAUUAGCAAAUAGCGAUUGAUAUUUUUGUGUAGUUCUGUGUUUCAGACAAGAUGGCAUCCGUAGCGAAUGCUGAAGAACUUGAUGCUGUGACAUGUUCUGUGUGUAAAGAUGUGUACAAAAAUCCCGUGAAAAUAUCCUGCGAUCACACAUUCUGUGAAGACUGUAUCAAUAGGACAUGGGGAACGAAUGGUAAUCAAAAUUGCCCUGUCUGUCGCAAACCUGCAGAUGGCAUAAAAGACGCUGAUUUUGAUAUGAUCCAGAAGAUGACUGUACUAUCCAUCGCUUGCCGAAAAUGCAAGAAAAAAGUGAUUUUGUCCGAGUUCAGACGUCAUGAAAGGGUCUGUGGAACUGCCACAAGUUUUGCUGGACCUUCAACUAGUCUUGGUUUGGGAGAUCGAACUGGAGCUAAUAUCUACACCUUUCCUUGUCCCUACUGUCCCAACAAAAAUCUGGACAGAGAAGAUUUAUUACGUCAUGUUCUGGGCUUACACAAGGACGACCAACCGAACGUGGUGUGUCCAAUUUGCAAAGUGAUGCCCUGGGGUAACCCAGAACAACAGAGUGGCAACUUUUUUGAUCACAUCAAAUUGCGACAUCGUUUUGACUACGAUCGAUUUGUGGACUUGAACCAAGAUGAGGACACUGCCUUGAAGAAUACCCUGGUAUUGAGCAUGGACCAACACUGAUUCUGACGUGGUGGGAAU